CCCAGUCCUGAUGAUUGCUCAACCCCCAGGAGCCAGUUCUUGUGAGCAGCGCCUGACGAGCCCGACCCUCUCUAUAGUUUAAGGCAAAGAUCUUGCGCCAAGCACUCUGCGGCUGGCUGUCCUUCACAAGAGCAGGGUGACAUGGAGGCUCUCCUGCUGCUCAUCCUGCUCUCUGUCACAGAACUGUCCCGAGCCCAAAACACUACGGUAUUCCAGGGCAUGGCAGGCCGGUCCCUGCGUGUCUUCUGUCCCUACAACUCCUUGAAGCACUGGGGGAGACGCAAAGCCUGGUGCCGCCAGCUGGGUGAAGAGGGUCUGUGCCAGCAGGUGGUCAGUACCCACCCCUCGUGGCUGCUGUCCUUCCUGAAGAGGUGGAAUGGCAGCACGGCCAUCACGGAUGAUGCCCUGGGUGGCACACUCACCAUUACACUGCGGAAUCUUCAAGCCCAUGAUGCUGGCCUCUACCAGUGCCAGAGCCUCCACGGUAGCGAGGCUGACACCCUCAGGAAGGUCCUGGUGGAGGUGCUGGCUGACCCCCUUGAUUACCAGGACCCUGGAGAUCUCUGGAUCCCCGAGGAGUCUGAGAACUUCGAGGGUACCCAGGUGGAGCAUAGCAUCUCCAGCCUUUCAGACGAGGAGAGCCCCUUCCCACCCACUUCCAUCCUUUUCCUUCUGGCCUGCAUCUUUCUCAGCAAGCUUCUAGCAGCCAGCGCCCUCUGGGCUGCAGCCUGGCAUGGGCAGAAACGGAGGCGGUGGCUGCAGACCAGCGGGCUGGACUGUGGCCAUGACUCCGGUUACCAGCUCCAAACCUUGACAGGGCUGAGAGACACAUGACAGAAGAGGACCCACAUUGGAGGAGAGGCCUGGGAAAGGUCUGCAUGGACCACCCCAGCCUGUACACUCACUCCCUUGGCCAUUAAGUCUCCUGAUUCUGCUUUGGCAAAAGGCCGCUCUGCUUGUGCCCUGCUUCCCUGGCCCUUGGAAGCAAGGAUUGGUGUUUUGUGUGUGUGUGUGUGUGUGCGCGCACACGCACGUGUGCAUGCAUAGGAAGUGGGAAGGACAUCUACCAACUUCUGCACAUCGGAUAUUAAACACUCUCACAAAU
Vicugna pacos (alpaca) is the source of this 1105-nucleotide messenger RNA. It is a transcript of the gene TREM2, whose product is annotated as triggering receptor expressed on myeloid cells 2. Gene Ontology annotation, cellular component: cell surface. NCBI's taxonomy places the organism in Eukaryota, Metazoa, Chordata, Mammalia, Artiodactyla, Camelidae. Gene Ontology annotation, molecular function: signaling receptor activity. The record is from RefSeq and is a predicted model, not a curated record.